CUGUCUUUGCAUGUUGUCUGAAAGAAACGAAACUAAAAGGUGUAACUUCCCAUUAUAAGGCGUGGCCUUCAAGUAUUAACUGAGCAUACUGUAUAUGUCUCUUAAACAGCUUUUUACUCAGUCUGAAUUUGUCAUCCACAAGGUGAGCAACAUAUUCCUUUCCUACUCUGUAUACCCAUCACUAAAAGCCAUCUUUAAUUUAAAAAUGACUAAAACAACAAACCUCUAAUUCUUCUCACCAGACUCCUCACCAUUUUAAUUCUUAGGAUUGUAUUUUGGAAUCAUGUGGGCAGAGAAUGUCUUGUAUCCAGGGGUGCCAUGUCUGUCAAAUUAUAUAGAACCAGUGGAUGGUAAUGUAUACCUAAUGUAUCACGGGACCUCUCUGUAUAAUGCAUAACUGAUUACCACCUUUGGAUUUCGACCAUCUGAAGGUGGCAUGCUGGGACGUGGUGUCUACCUCAGCCGAGAUCACAACAAGGCCAGCAGAUACCCCCUUAAUCUGUGUGAGUGUUAUAGGGUUGUUUUAAGAGUUUUGGUUAAUGUUGGACGAGUAAAAAGAAUUGACUGUCAAGGACAUCCACUGCAGAUGACCUGGCAUGACCAUGGGUAUGACACUGCCUGGUGCCCUCCAAAUUGUGGUAUGGUGCCAAGUGGCCUUGAAGAAGACUGUGUUUGGGAUCCGAGACAAAUUCAGAUCAUCGGCAUAAUUUACCCAAGAGUAGCCUGUAAAUUGUAAUGUAUACCUAAUGUACAGUAUCAUGGGACCUCUCAAACUGCGGCACAACAGAUCAAGUUCUUUGGCUUUUUUCCAUCUUAAGAUGGCAUGCUGGGACAUGGUGUCUACCUCAGCCACGAUCUCCAGAAGGCCAGCAGAUAUCCUCUUAAUUGUCCACUUAAUCGGCACAAUUAUGGGUAUGACACUGCCUGAUGUCCUCCAAACUGUGGCAUGGUAUCAAGUGGUCUUGAAGAAGACUGUGUUUGGGAUCCAAGACGAAUCACAGUUAUUGAUGAAUUUCCACCAUGCCUUCAAUGUGUAUAUCUCAGCCGAGAGCUAGACAAGGCCAGCAGAAAGACGGAUCAUGUACCAAUACAACAGAGAAGUGUUCUGAGAGUGAAGGCUAAUGUUGGGAAAGUGAAGAAGAUGGACUAUCAAGGUCACCCAAUGGAAAAAAUUGGCAUGAUCAUGGGUAUGACUGCCUGCUGA
This is a messenger RNA of Myxocyprinus asiaticus (Chinese sucker), 1204 nucleotides long. RefSeq names its product grass carp reovirus (GCRV)-induced gene 2d (gene gig2d). Gene Ontology annotation, molecular function: NAD+ poly-ADP-ribosyltransferase activity. The transcript is spliced from 3 exons. The record is from RefSeq and is a predicted model, not a curated record. Lineage: Eukaryota; Metazoa; Chordata; Actinopteri; Cypriniformes; Catostomidae. Gene Ontology annotation, cellular component: cytoplasm.